AGUCCCUUCUGACCCCUCCCCGAGUUUCUCACCACAGUUUACUUAGUACUCUGAAAUUCUUUGGUGCCUUCUUUUAAACUUUCUCUGGUCCCAACAAAGCCCCUGGCCCUCCGAGAAACUGAGUGCUGGCCACGCUACGGUGUACUGUGCCUUUAAACAACAUUUUGGACUGCCAAGCACAUGGCUGUCAGAACGAAUUGUACAGUUUCUGUAACUUCCUGUAUGAUGGGGUCUGAUGAUGAUGAUGGCUAUAACGUAAUUGCUUCGCGGGAAAAAGCAAAAAAGAUGGCGAUUAGAACUUUGCAAGAAUAAUAUAUUUCAUUUCCACUAUGAAGAGAGGCCAGUGAUUACAACAGUGCAAGUGAGAGAGGAAGUGGGUGGAACAGCUGCUAGAAUCCGAUUGUUAUUAUUUUUCUUUGCUCCACACUGAAAGUGACACUAGGAAAUUCAGUCUGCAGUACCACUGAGAAUGAGCAGUCUCUGACAGGCAGCGCUAACACUUGCUCUGAUUUUUUUCAAAGUUGCACCAAUCUUGGAUCAUCCACAGCUCACUUAUACACAAAGAUUCAUGGGUGAGUGAUGAUGGCUUUGGAGAGGUAGACUGGCAAAUGUGGGCAAGUAGAGGAAAAGUGUUUUUGUUUCCAAGAGGUAGAGCACAAGUGUGGGAAUUCUGGAAGCUGAUGGAGAACAGCAGAAUAGAUAAGUCAGUUCGUAAUGUAUGUGUAUCCCCCAAUCGCGUCCAGCAUCCAGCAGUAGAACCGGCUCACAUUCAAGGAAAGGCCUACCCGGACAUCUCUAUAGCAGUGGAUGAAGGGCAUUACGUUUUGUGCAGGUGGACAGAUGGACUCUAUUACCUUGGGAGGAUAAAGAGGGUGAGCACUUCCAAACAGAGUUGUCUUGUAACGUUUGAGGAUAACUCAAAGUAUUGGGUCCUCUGGAAGGAUAUUCAGCAUGCUGGCAUUCCAGGUGAACAGCCAAAGUGUAGCAUGUGUUCAGGGCAGACAUCGGUUCCACUGAAUCAAAUUUUAAUAUGCGGAAAAUGUGGAUUAGGUUAUCAUCAGAAGUGUCACAUUCCCAUUGUGGAGGGCGAUGCAAGCACAUCACUCACACCGUGGUUUUGCCGAAGGUGUAUCUUUGCACUAGCUGUACGGAAAGGAGGUGCAUUGAAAAAAGGGACAAUCGCAAAAGCUCUCAGCAUCGUCAAAAUGGUGCUGCCGUACAGCCCAGAAGAUUUAGUGUGGGACUCAGGACACAGAACCAAUCAUCAGCAAUGUUACUGCUAUUGUGGAGGGCCUGGAGAGUGGUACUUGAAGAUGCUACAAUGUUGCAAAUGUCUGCAGUGGUUCCAUGAAGCCUGUACUCAGUGCCUAAACGAGAGUAUGAUGUAUGGAGACAGGUUUUAUUGGUUUAUUUGCUCUGUAUGUACCAAAGGACCAGAAUAUAUAAAGCGCCUUCCUCUGAGGUGGGUAGAUGUUGUCCACCUUGUGCUGUACAAUCUGGGUGUACAAAGUAAAAAGAAGUACUUUGAUUUUGAAGAAAUUUCCACAUGUGUAAAUAAGCACUGGAGUAAUCUGCAGCUUGGAAAGCUGGCUGACACACCCCUUCCAGAACGAAAUCCACACCUUCUUGAAGCACUUAAAAGUUACAAAAGCAGGUUUCUGUGUGGUAAGGAGAUAAAAAAGAGGAAAUGCAUUUUCCGGCUUCGAAUUCGAGUACCUCCAAACCCUCCAAGCAAACUGCUGCCAGAUGUGUCUUGUUUAUCUGAGAAUGGGCUUACUGAACUGAAAAGAGGAAGGAGCAAGUUUGUUCACAAAAAUAGUUCACUUCCACAGGCGUUCCAGCAACAGAAGCAACGAGCUACACGGAAAAAGAGAGCAAAGUUUCUACUGGAGGAUGCCAUUCCAAGUAGUGAUUUUACAUCUGCAUGGAGUACUAAUCACCAUCUUGCUAGCAUAUUUGAUUUUACGUUGGAUGAAAUACAAAGUUUGAAAAGCUCUAGUUCAGGGCAGACGUUUACCUCGGACUUCGACUCCACAGAUGCAGCUAGCACUUCAGGAUCGGCAACAACAAGCUUAUCGUAUGACUCGCGAAGGAAUGUGGGCAGCAGAAAAAGAAAGCUUGCAAGUAAAAUGUACAAUUCACUGGGACUGAAGAGACAGGCCACAGAGCAGAAUGAAAGGUCGAGCAGUUUUGUUUCUGAGGCCAGUGAGGUGCCACGUGCACAGGAUCGCCAUGACGAAGGCGUUGACAGCCACACCUUUGAAAAUAUCAGCGAAGAUGAUUCUUCGCUUUCCCACUUGAAGACUUCCAUCACCAGUUAUUUUGGAGCAGCGGACAGGUUGUCAUGUGGUGAGAAGUUCCAAGUUCUUGCCAGGAGGGUUACUGUAGAAGGAAUCCAGUAUCUGGUCGAAUGGGAAGGCACCAGUCCAUACUAAGGGACUUUAACAAUCAAAGUAUAGACUGUGGAACAAUUGUAUUACAGAAAAACCAAAGCAGGAAAUGUGGGGUAAUUUUAAUUUUGUAAGUUGAGGAGAUGCACAGCUGUUAACUUGCUAGUGUCCCAAACAGACUGUUGUGGCAAACUGAUAAAGAUUAAGAAAUGCUUGAUUCCACAAUAUUGACAAGAUUGUUUCUUUAAGAGUUUCUUAGGGAACGGCUUUAUGCACGUCUGUUUUAUGUACACCUUUUGUUUUAGCAAAUGAUCAUUUUGUUAGUAGAUGCACAUUUCAACAUCACUGGCACUUUGAUGCGGUAAAAUGUUCUGCGACUUACUGUCUGUUGCCUCUGCAAUGGAAGAACCAUUUUAAUUUGAACUGUUGUGCUGUACAAGAACAAGAUGACAUCACCUCAGUAUUGUAACACCACCACCACAAAUCUGUGAAUAAUCUGUACCCCGAUGUUUAAUCUUGAAUUUAAUUUUGUUCACCUAAACGUGAUUUCAUGGGACCUCCCUUCACAUAAUAAAGAAGAACGUUUUUGUUGCUAGGCAUGAACCAUAUGUGGAAGUGCAGGUGUCUUGGAAAGUCUUUUUCCCUCCAGUUGAAGCAGAUCCAUUAAUUGGGGGUGGCUUAAUAUAUACUAAUUUAUGGUUUUGAUAUACAUUAAGGGGUGCUUCUGUUGCCUUGUCUGUGGUAGCUUUAUACUACCACAUCAAGGAGUUUAGAAGAACCAUUACUGUCUUUCUUUACUGGACAGCAUACAAUGGGUGAUCCUGAUUUCCUCUGUCAGUUUCAGCCAUCUGCUGCUGCUUCUGUGACAUACAUGUUCACAAUGAGCCUAAUGAAAGCUUCUUCAUGGUCUUAGAAGCAUCUCUUUAGCAAACCCAUCAGGUGAUGCCAAAAAGGUCAUCUCACCUGGAUAACAAGUCACAGCUUCCUUUGCAAGCUUUAUCUGACCUAUUUUUCUUCCUCUGCUGAUCCCUUACUUUUUCAGGCACUGGUUCUUAUAUGUCCUGUGGAUAAUGUGGUAUUGUAAGAGUAAGUUGUGGCAGUGUACCACAAUGAACCAUCGCAAGGGUAGUAAAAGUACCCCCGUGCCCCUUUGAUAAGUCAUUUCUUACACCAUCCAUGUCUUCUUGCAUUGUUAGCAUUUUAAGGUGAAGCAUGGUCUCUGCUACUUGCUCAUGUCCCUGAGCAAUCUGUUCUGUGCAGGAUGUGUGUAUGUAUGUAUAUAUAUAUAUAUAUAUAUAUAUAUAUAUAUGUAUAUGUAUAUGUAUACAUAUAUAUAUAUAUAUAUAUAUAUAUAUAUAUAUGUAUAUGUAUAUAUAUAUAAUUUCUGUGAUGUUUUGUUUUUACAGUGCUGAGUACCAAUCCCUUACACAAACAGGUGGCUGAUUUUCUAGACAAUAUCAGACCGUGUGCACACCUUUUCUUUUAUUUGCUUAUACAUAAGCCUGGUAUAUGCUUACACUUUAUUCUGUGUUCCUGACUCACCUCCUGGUAUUUGUUACCAGAAAAACUGCUGUCUUUGUAUUUACUUUGAAAAACAUGAAGUUCAGGAAUAUGUUAUUGUGAAUUCAUUAUCCUGGGGGAACUGGCAGGCCUUUUAUAAUCAUCCCAGCACUGGAAGGAUGGUCAUUGGGAUCAUCACCUUGUGACCUCUUCAGCUGCUUGGAAACCAUGCACACAUUGCAAGGUGGACAUCACAACACUUUCAGUCCAGUUCAGGAAAGUUAGUGAAAAUGAGAAUUUGUUUUGGUGUUGGAAGUUUUAACUUUUCUUCAGUUUCUUCUGGCACUGAAGGUAAGAAGAAUGCAUGCAUGUUUGAUGGAAUGUAGUGCACCAUAAACUAAAAGUAUACAUCUUAUCCAGUCUUACAUGAUGAGGUGUAGUAGAGUUUAACUCAAAUUGCUAAGACCUAAUGAGGCACAGGCAAUCACUAGGAUAAUCUUUGUUUAACCAUGGACUAUAAAAUGUACAGAGGAAAAUCAGUGAUUAAAGCAUAAAUAUAUUGCUAAAAUAAUAACCCCUAGAUUUUCACAGAUUUGUGGAGGUUUAUGCAUGUUUGAAAGCUGUUAAUGUAGUUGAAAUUGAGGCCAAUAUACAACUCCAGCUUGUAGUAGUUCAGACCUAGCAAGCAUUUGGCUUUACAGUUGCUCAAUUAGAUGCCCUCUGUGGUCAUUUACCAUCAGGGUUUAUGCUGCAUAGUAUUAGUGACAUUUUAAAAAGUAAAAGUAACUGUUUCACUCAUUUAGACUGUGAGUUUUUAAAGGAUGUGAUGGAGAUGCCAUAAGGAGUUGUAAAGUUAAACAAAUGUGUCUUCUAAUGUCAUCAACUUGUUACGGCUUUUAAGGCCCUUUAACAGCACAUUAACAGUCAGAAUAUUUUGCCAGUUGAUUAAAAUGCAUUCCGCAUAUAAUACCCCAUGUUUAAGCACCUUUCUUGUUUUAAAGGUGCCGGUGCUAUUUCAUUUUUGCUGCACUUUUAUACCAAUAAGAGCACUUAUAACACAAGCACUUAUACUGAUAUUGUUGUAGAAUAUGCCAUUCUUUGGUGUGGCUAUGCAUUUCAUCAGGCUAUUCCUAUGGAAUGGGAGCUGUUGGGUAUUGGGACUCUGGAAGCAUGUUUCAACAGUGUAGGCAGGGAUGAUCCCUACCAGUAGUGUCACACUGAUUUUGUAUCCCAUAUACCAACACAUGUAGGUAGGGAUGAUCCCUACCAGCAGUGUCACACUGAUUUUGUACCCCACAUACUAACACAACCAGGCCUUUUAUCACAGACUGGUUUGCAAAGAUACUUUUGAAUGAGGGCUGCACAUUUUGCUGUAAAUAUCCAACAAAUUUUUAGAUGCCCUAUUUGUCGAUACCAACCAGUUUGGGCUGGAAGUGUAGGACAUCAAAAGAUUCAAGGCUUGUAAUGAGCUGUACAGAUAGCCAUAUCGCAUUAUUCUGAUAGUUUAUUCUUUUUGUUCAGAAGAAAGCAGUAACAUGACAUUCUGACCAUUUACCAGUAGAAAAGGGCUUUUUGCUGCCCAGGGAAUGUGGUUUUAAGGCCCCCAAACCUGGAUCACACUGUAAUCUCAGUUAUGCCCAGCCUCACCACUAAACCACUUAACAGCUCCUUUUUUUUUGUUUGAUAACAAGGAGGAAGGGGGGGGGGCAAGCAAAACAUAAAACAAUAUUGUCAUAUCAUACCUAGAAUAGUUUAACUCUCAGGCUGUACUGUUAAGAGAUAUUAAUAUGCAGAGAGUACAAAUCUUCUGUAAGCACUUGUAGUCUACUGUUAUGUAUUUCUGUCCUUCCCAGGUUACUUAAGAACAAACUAGACAGAGUCCUGUCAAGAUAAAAUGCCCUACCCUGGAUUCAGCUUUAUUAACAUCUUGAAAUUCAAUUCACAAAGGAAUAAAUAAAAAGCAGCUGUAAAUAGUUAUUAUUCUGAUUUUGGCAUUUCUCAGCAACAGAUGGUCAAAACAGCCAGGCAAGAGAGUCCUUUUCCUUUUUUUUUUUUUUUAUUUGCCAUAGUAACUUACUUAAAAUAAAAAAAAUCUGACCGUAACUCACUUAUGAAGUCAAACUGAUGGGUAAAUUCUAGAGAAGAUGUAAGUAAAUCUUAGACUAGGCAGUUCAUUAUGUAAACAUAUGCAAUAGAUGCGGAAUGAUGGUAAAAUUAGGUAAUGGUGAGUUCCUCAGGAGAAAAGAAGUGAACUUCAUUUGUAAUCCUAAGUGGUUAUUAAAUCACAUUUAAUUUCCCCUACUGUUCAUUAGAAAGUUAAAUAAUGUUUCCUCUCUUUUGAAGAGGCAGAAUAUUACUGACGGAAAAUUGACAAGUGAAGCUUUUAGGCAUUAGCCCUCACCAGUAAAAAUAAACUCCACAUAAGUUAUUUAUGAACUUGCUCGUAUACGUUUUUGCAACCUACCUCAAUGAACCUCCCACUAAAUGGCUACAGUUUUUCCCACUCUUGGAUAUGCUGGAGUCAGAUGGCUUGUAUCAUAAUUUUCUUAGUUUGUUCUCUCUUUUUUUGUAUGCUUGCAGAGCUUUUAGUUCAUAGUAUAAACCAUCCAGAAAAUUUGGUUAAUUCCUAUUGACCUUUGUUAAUACCAUCUUACUCGCUAAAGAAAAAAAACAUUCUGCCAUCCUUCAAAGUACAGAUCAGUAACACAUAUCCCUUUUUGCCAAAAUGCAUGUUCUUGUUGCUGAAAUGAAUAUAAAAAAGGUUAAUGACCAUAGUUUGCUUUUUAUUUAACAAAAUUAGUCAUCCUUCUCGCACUCCCUACUCUCCUAAGUGUAUCAAGUUUUCACUCUGAAGACUGCUUUUAAUGGCACGCUAAUAGUCUUCUUAUCCUUGUCCACUUUAUAAACAAAACAUUGACCUCCAUCAUAUCAGGCAGUCUUCUGUGUGAACUCUAUUCAUUUAACAUGGACCAAAUAUUUGGUAACUGGUUUUCAAAGUACUUAACAGGCAUUCUUCAAAGUCAAACCACCUCAAGAGGACUCGAAGAUUUGUCCUAGAACCCUUUUCUGUUUUCAUUCAUUAUAUAUAUAACUUGGAGCAAACCCAGCCUUUAUGCUACACUUCAUGCAUUGUUUACGGUUUUAUACCAUUUGAUGUUUGAAGCAAAAGCCACCAUUUAUUUUCAGUGCCAUCUUCCAGCAGAAGAGCAACGUGUAUAGUAUGUAAACUGUGUGCUAGCAGUAGACCAACAUUCCACUAAUUCUUGUAGCCAAAUAGACAUUUAAUCAUUGGCAAAGCUCCCUCAUUUAGUCAUUUGGAACUGUUGACCGAAAAUCAUGUUAAGACUGACCACCUUGCUCUUAAAGAUUAGUGCAGUUCUUGAAAUGUUACUAAAUUAUCCACUUAUCCACUUCUCAGACAAACCAAACAGAUCAUGGUAUAAAAAUAGAGUUUCUCCCUCAAGAAGUUUGAAGUGUGUGUGUGUGUGUGUGUGUGUGUGUGUGUGUGUGUGUGUGUGUGUGUGUGUGUGUGUGUGUGUGUGGCUCAAGAUAUAAUGGUUCAUUGGGUGUUUUGUAAAAAGUGUAAUUUUGUAACUGCUUCUCUCUCUCUCUCUCUUUCUUAGUUUAAGGAGUUAGGAAUAGGUAAUCACAUUCUGAACUGACAAUGUCUGGUACCCCAGCAGUUCAAUGCCUGCAUCUUCAGUAUAGUAUUGCAAGGUUUCAGUUUUGAUUUUUCUGUACACAGGCUGUUUGUCAGGGAGACAGCCUCACUGGCUACCCCAAUUUAAUUAACUACACAUGUCAAGACUGUUAGAAGCUUGUCCAUUUCAUUUUGGCCUUUAUAUGCCACUAUACCUAGUUUAGGCGAAAUGGUAAUUGACAAUCAGGUUUGCUGGCACUUUUUCGCAUAUCAUCAGCAAGGUUUUGUCUGUUAAUCCCCUUCCCCUUCUUACACCACACAUUUAUAGUUUGCCAAGGUUUAGCUUGAUAACUGUAGGUUUUCCUUUGUUUAGAUACAUUUGACAGUUUCUUGUGAUGACUUCCAGUAUUUUGCAUUCCAUCAUCUUCUGCUUACUUAAUGUCAUAUUGCCUUGUUAUAAUAACAUUUAGAGUGUUUUGCUUCAAUUCAUUGACUUACCUUUUGUACUGUGGCAUACGGUACCUGUGGUGUCGUGAUAAUAGCUUCCUCUCUCUAAUUCAUAAGAUGCAUGUCCCAGUACUUUACUAUAACUUUCAGUAAAAAUAUAUUUUACCUACUACAGAAUCUGUUGACAUUCAUGCUGUAUGACAUCAGUUUGGGGAUAGUGUGGGGAUGUGUACAUAGAUUUUAAUGGAUCCAUCACUGCUCUUCUGGGUUGGGGUGCACCCCCAAGCUACACCUACAAUUACAUCACCAAGGGAUACAGUAAAUUAAGGCUUUUGCUUGUUAUAAAAGUUUUGAUUUUUGAAGCUUUGAGUAAAAAAUAAAAUGGCUUAGAUCUGUGAUGAAUGCUGGAGGGGGGUACAUUGUGGCAUUUAAGCACCAUAUGCCAUGAUAUAUAUAUAUGAACUGCAGCAAAACUUUAAGGAAAUGCUGCUCUCAGAUUACCACUUUAUUUGGACUCCACAUUUUGCCCCAUUGCAGCUUUUCUAAGUUCUCACUUGUACAUUUAUCUAUAAGCAAGCUCAAUUUUUAAGAGAGAAGCAGGUUUAGAAUGCCCAGUGUGUGGUUGUUAUUGGAGAAAGCAAGAGAGAUUAAAGAGUAUAAAAAAUGUUAAAUGUCCAGAGAAAAUCUAGUAUACAUUAGUACUGUGGCCACAACUUUAGAACCAAAGAAUUUUGUGAUUGUCUCAAAGCAUUAUUUGUGAGUGAUAUGAAAAAAGCAAAGAUAUUUCUUUGGAUGCACUCUGGGGAAACAGGUAACUAAAGCAGUGUUAUCUUAUGUGCAGCUACACAUCUUUGUUUCAUUUUAUGCUUUUUGCUUUCAUGCCUGCUUCAUUUUAACUAGUGACUCUUUCAGCAUUAGCAGACAGUACUACCACAACAUAUCAAGUUCCAUUGCAAACAGUGUGAAGCAGACAAGAGUCUUAGGUUUACAGUGUUGUAUUGACUUAAGUUUGCAUUUGUUUUGUAAAAUUUGUAAGAUAUCCAUCACUAAGUGUCCUUAAAACACAUACAAAUGUAUUUACUUGUUUGUUCCUUUUAAGAAGGGACAAGUAUUGAUAGCCUCAUAGCAGGGAUUUUCUGUUAAAGUAUGUAAAAAUUGAGAAAAUGCUGUAAUUGAAAAGUUCUGGAUUGUUUGCUUACAAUGUGUUAAUCACAGUGUGCAGAAAUGGCAAGUAACAUCCACGUUUAAUAUAAUGGAAAUGCUGCUAAACUGUACUGUUUGUAAAAAAAAAAAAAAAAAAAAAAAAAAAGGAUAACCGAACAAAUGAAUGAGCAAGCUGAAAUUUUUAAAUGAUUUAACCAUGCUUCAAAAUUGCAUUAAACCAGUGUAUGUGUUUUAAUAACAGCA
Molecule: messenger RNA, 9384 nt
Organism: Protopterus annectens (West African lungfish)
Lineage: Eukaryota; Metazoa; Chordata; Ceratodontiformes; Protopteridae
Gene: PHF19
Product: PHD finger protein 19
Biological process (GO): regulation of DNA-templated transcription; chromatin organization
Cellular component (GO): nucleus
Molecular function (GO): chromatin binding; DNA binding
Source: RefSeq, a predicted model, not a curated record